Molecule: messenger RNA, 3741 nt
Organism: Rhizophagus irregularis DAOM 181602=DAOM 197198
Lineage: Eukaryota; Fungi; Glomeromycota; Glomeromycetes; Glomerales; Glomeraceae
Source: RefSeq, a predicted model, not a curated record
UAGAAAAUUAAAUAGAAAAAAAAUAUCGAUGAAUUCUAAGACAACACUUGAAGAUUCGGUUAAAGAAACUACAGAAAAGGCUGUUGAAAACGUAGUCGAAAACGUGGUAGAGGAUAGUGUGAAUGAAACGGAAGAGCCUCACUUUACACUUACGAUUAAUGUUCCACAGCUACCUGGAAAAACUCAAGUUCUUGCAAACGCAAGCGAACUUGUACAAGAAGUUAGACAAUGGCUCACUGACUCACCGGAAACAUGCAUAUAUACUUGUUUCUCACUUUGUUACAAAGAUAAACGCCUCGAUGAUUAUAAGGAACUUCAAGAAGAAGGAAUUACUCAAGAUUGUGAAUUAGAUCUUAUAGAAGAACCUUAUACGGAACGUGAAGCUCGUAUUCACAUCAUGCAUGUUAGAGAACUACUCGUUGGCCCAUUUAAACAAAAUACGUCGUCUGUUGGGAUAGAUCCUGGAUUAUCAUUUUUUUCGGCUGUUUCUAAUAUUAAUGAAAAGGCUACGAAUGAACAACACCAAAAUAAUGGAAAAGUCAAAGAAAACUCUGAAGCCAAAAAAACACCCUUCGCGGAUUACGAUUUUUCAGCACCUUCAUUAGCAAAGUUUGUCCCUAAUAAUUUUGGUAGAUGCUCAAUUAAGUGUUUAGACUCACUAUAUCUAUCCGGUUGGAAUCCUGUACCAUUUGAACGUCGUCGUAGAGGUGAUCUUUUGUAUUUGACUACAACGACUAUAGAGGGUGAAAUUUUGCAUAUUACUUCAGCAAUUAAUGGAUUUUUUGCCAACAAAUCGACUAUGAAAAACUUUGAUCCAAAUCCUCGCUCGGACCUUAAAGUUUAUCAUGCUCAUUCACUUGUUUCCCUUCUUCAAGCAAUAUCUCCAUCUUUUCGUGCCAAUUUUAAAUCUUUGCAAGAUUUUAUUGCUUUACAUCAUCCUUUCGAGACAAUCCCAGUUAAUACUUGUUUUCCUGCUUACCCUUGGGUCGUUAAACAAUCUAAACAUAUUUAUGAUAUGGGACGUGCAACCGAAAUAUAUUUAAGUCUAGGUACUGAUGCAGUUGAUUCUCUCCGUGACUGGAACGAUGAAUUUCAAUCUCAGCGAGAAUAUCCGCGAGUUGAACUAAAAGACCGUGUUCUACGCGAAAGACUUAUUAAUAAAAUACAAGCUGAUUUUACCGAAAGCGCUGUGAAAGGAGCAAUUGCUGUUAUAAAUGGCAAUGUAAUUCCUUUUAAUCCUCGUGACCCUGAGGAGGAACAUAUGUAUGUUUAUAAUAACAUUUUUUUCAGUAAAGCAUUUGAUACAAGAGGCACAUUUGCAAAACUUGGCGGAAACGAUGCAGCGCAUGUAGCAACUGGUAAAGAUUUAGAAGGUAUACGGACUGUGAAUGCAAUAGAUGUAGAGGGAUUAUAUACCCUUGGAUGUGUUGUAGUAGACUAUAAGGGGAUUAGAAUAGUUGCACAAACUAUUGUUCCAGGUUUGAAAACAUUUCUUAAUAGCUUGUUAUUUUGUAUUUUUCUCAAAUUCUUCACUAUAUUCUUUCAAGGAAUUUUUCGACGUCAAGACGAUUCAUCAAUUGUAUAUGGGUACUUUGAUAACGGACGUGACGAGCCUAGAUUAUGUUCUGAUCCCGAAUUUCAUGAAAUAGUUGGAAAAGCUGCAAAACCUUUACAUCUUGCCGAGCACAGUGUUUCUGAUUCUAAAGAGAAUACUGUCAAACUUUAUACCUCUCUUGAAACUAAGGGUUUGAUGGGGGAUGAUGGUCGUAGAUACUUGUUUGAUUUAUACCGUCUCAAUCCCAUCGAUAUUGAAUUUUUGGAAAAUGAAUGUGAAGAUAAAGAAGGAAGUAACCUUCCUCGUUAUCCUCAUAAGUUGACUUUGUUUAGACCGGAAUUAAUUGAAUCCUAUUGGGAUCAUAAAUCGAGAUUAUGGCUUCAAGAAAUAGCAACAGCUAAGCAAAAAACACAGGAAGAUUCUACUCCGGAAGAUAAUUCCUCAGAUAAUGAAGAAUUUAAUUUUACACUAAAUCCAGAUGCAUUUACUAAUUAUAAGUCGCCCGAAGGUGAAGAAUAUGAAAAAACUAAGAAGAUAGACGAAGAGAACGUUCGUAAUGCGUCUAAAUAUUUAAGGGAUACGGUGAUCCGAAUGCUAAUAAUAGAAUUUACUACAUUGGCUGUAACUCCUGUUGACGGUUCUUCGCUCACGACGACAAUGCAUCGACGUGGUAUAAACAUGCGUUAUUUGGGUAUGAUCGCAAAUGUUAUGGACGAAUCACAAGAUAAAAAGUUGAAUCAUGUAAAACAUCUUGUUAUACAUGAAAUGAUUAUAAGAGCAUCUAAACGCAUUUUACGCAGUCUUCUUCGUGAAUUACCAAUAACAUAUGUCCCAUAUUGUAUUUCACAUUUUUUGAAUUGUUUACUCGGCGCUGAUUAUAAUCCCGAUCCUCAACCGAUGGUAUCUGAUACCACCAUUGGUAUUGAUAACCCCACUUAUGCUUACCUAAAUCUUACACCCUCCUUGCUUUUACAACAAAUUCGUGAUACGGUACUUAUUCGAUUUCGUUAUAGCCUAUCUGAAAAUUUUAUUAAUGUAAAUGUUCGUAAAUUGCCACUUUUGAGAGAAAUUUGUUUACGAGUAGGUAUACAAAUUGCUGCUCAAGGAUAUCAUUUUGUAAAUGUGAAAAAGAAAUCCAGGAAGAGACUUACAACUUUUUUACCAGAUGAUAUUUUGAAUUUAAUACCCAUAGUAAAGCAAGCUAAUCCCAGAAGUGUUUUCGCUGAAGAAACUUUCGAAGCUGGAAAAUUAAGCAUUGCAAGAGGCCAUCGAGAACUUGGUGUUGAUUUAAUGGUGCAAUCCUUAGCGUUACAUGAACAAAGCUAUGGAUUUCUUCAUCCAGCAACAGCAAAAUGUUAUGCGGCAUUAGCAUUAUAUUUCUAUCAUCACGAUGAUAUAGAAAUGGCAAUUGAUUUUCAAAAGAAAGCAGUUGUCGUCUUUGAAAGGACUUGUGGCGUUGAUAGCGUAGACGCAGUUCAUAGUUAUCUUCAUCUUGGUCUUUUCGAAAAUGCUGUUGGUAAUACAGAGUUAGGUCUUCGCUAUAUGAGACAUGCAAUGUAUUAUUGGGAAAUCAUUUAUGGUCUAUUACAUCCAGAUGGUGCAACAGCUGAUCAAAAUGUCGGAAUCAUGUUGCAAAAUAUGAGAGAUUUUGAAGGUAGUGUUAAAUUUUUCGAACGUGCUAAAGACACAAACGAAAUAAUUUUUGGAAAAAAUAACGUAAUUACGGGAGAAUCAUACCACUUGUUAGCGAAAGCUUUGGCAUUUGCUGAAGAUUUUAAAGCUGCAUUAAUUGCCGAAAAGUCUGCAUACAAUAUUUUCCACGCAAUGUACGGUGCUGAUCAUCAAAAGACGAAGGAAACUGAACUUUUAUUAAAAGAUCUUACUUCAAAUGCCGUUCAUAAUGCUAAGAUGGCUUUGCUUAAGAAACAAGAUAAACAACCACAACCACAACCACAACCACAACAACAACCACAACAACAGCAACGCAAACCUACACCAAGAACAACCACAGUUCAGCUAAGAACCACACCGCAUCAUCUUAAUGUUUCAACUCAAGUUAAAAAAAAGAAAUUGUCAAAAAAGUAAUACAUUGUUAAUCAGAAGACAAUUUGGAAUUCAUUUUAACUUAAUUAAACAAUUUUAGCUUAAAGUAUUAAUAAUAAAAAAUCCAACUUUAAAUAAUAAUA